Messenger RNA from Dicentrarchus labrax (European seabass), 1039 nucleotides. It is a transcript of the gene inip, whose product is annotated as ints3 and nabp interacting protein. The transcript is spliced from 4 exons. Gene Ontology annotation, cellular component: SOSS complex; nucleus; nucleoplasm. The record is from RefSeq and is a predicted model, not a curated record. The coding region runs from base 336 to 644 and encodes 102 amino acids. Lineage: Eukaryota; Metazoa; Chordata; Actinopteri; Moronidae. Gene Ontology annotation, biological process: DNA repair.
CUCCUAUCUAUCCAUCCUACCCAACGUUAACUGAGAAACCGGUACAGGGUCUCCAGAGGCAAAAUGCCACCGACCGACCGAGUUUUAUUGUUAUUUUAAACUUUCAGUCACUGUUUCAUUGGUGUACAACAGCAAGGUCUUCGUCAUUUAUCCAGCUCAAGUUUGAGUUACAUUUAUCAUCCGAGGGGACUUUUAUCGUUGUCUGUUAUCCACCGGUGCAACAUUAGCUGGGCGGAAGGAAACACAGAUACAAUUGAAGCCCAACCAUUAAUAUAGGCUAGCUAAUCGUUUCUGUAGUUUGUUAUUUUUACCUGCCUCUUCCUACUGACACCGACAUGGCUACUAAUCCCCCAGGACAAGCCGUCCCGAACAAGACACGGGUGGCGAUCCUGGCCGAGCUGGAGAAGGAGAGGAGACGGUUGAUGCAGAGUCAGACCAUGAACACACCUGGAGCCAGCAUCUCGCUGUCCAGACCGAGUCUAAAGGAGUUCAGGGACAACGCAGAGCAGCAGCACAUCGCUGCCCAGCAGAAAGCUGCCCUGCAGCACGCACACGCACACUCUUCAGGCUUCUUCAUCACUCAGGACUCCUCGUUCGGGAACCUCAUCCUCCCUGUCAUUCCACGCCUGGAGCCGGAGUCUUGACACCCCCGCCUCCUGCUGCCCGGCGUGAGACAAAGCUUUGAAACAACAUACAUGCACAUCAAACCCUCGUCUCUCCCAGCUUCCUCUUUUAAGUCUGUGAUUAAUGGACAGUUGUUUGUCAUGUUGCAAACUAUCUCAGGGGAGUGUGAAUUUAUCAUUUUUACAUUUUCCAGACUAACAAGCUAGCUGCUGAAUUUAGAAAAGCUUUCAAAACAGUCUGAGGAAAAGUUCCAGAUGGCUGUGAAACAUCCUGUGAAGUCAUCCAGGGACUAAAAACAAAUGUUUCACUGCGCUAAUCACAUGGAUUCCCAUAAAGUGCACAUUUUGUCAGGUUUUUUACAUUUGUAAUGGAUUUGUAUCGAUAUGUGGAAAUAAAAUUGUUACAUUCAGUUGUA